UGGAAUGACUGCCGCACCUCCUACACCUGCAAGAGCAACUGGCACAAGGGCUGGAACUGGACCUCAGGGUAUAACCAGUGCCCUGUGAAAGCAGCCUGCCACCGCUUUGACUUCUACUUCCCCACACCUGCUGAUCUGUGCAAUGAAAUCUGGAGUCACUCCUUCAAAGUGAGCAACUAUGGCCGGGGCAGUGGCCGCUGCAUCCAGAUGUGGUUCGACUCCAACCAGGGCAACCCCAACGAGGAGGUGGCAAGAUUCUAUGCUGCUGAGACCAAGAAUGAUGUGCCUCCACCCCAGGGGAUUGGGUCUUUCCUGCUCGAUCUGACUCAAAUGCUGCAACUCUGGCUCCGUAGCUGAGAUGUUCCCAUUGCUGAUACCUGGACACCUUCCUUGCCUGCACCCAACCUGGGUGACCUCAGCUCAGCUUGGCUCAACUCUUUCAGAUGAGGAGGACUCAUAAUAUCCUGAUCAUUGGUUCCUGAUCCUAUGGGGAUCCUGUAACAGCCUAUACUAAUAGACAGAUCCAUGUGUGUCCUGUGUCUUA
Molecule: messenger RNA, 544 nt
Organism: Vicugna pacos (alpaca)
Lineage: Eukaryota; Metazoa; Chordata; Mammalia; Artiodactyla; Camelidae
Source: RefSeq, a predicted model, not a curated record